UUAACUUCUUGUCUGUUCUUCCGUUCCUCCUCGGCCACACAGAGCGCUUUAACCAUGGCAGCGGCCUCGUUCCCCGGGGCGGUCAAAGGGCUCGUCUCCGCCAAGGCGAGGCUCUCCGAGCCCCUACGAGGAGGUAGCAGGAGUCUCCUCGUCCUCUACCCGCGCAGAGGCGGCAUGGCACUGGUGGCGUCGGCGACGCCGCUGGAGCUGUCGGAGAAGGUAGCGGAGAGCAUUAAAAACGCAGAAGAGACGUGCGCCGGAGACGCGGCGAGCGGGGAGUGCGCCGCGGCGUGGGACGAAGUGGAGGAGCUGAGCGCGGCGGCCAGCCACGCGAGGGACAAGCUCAAAGCCAACUCCGACCCUCUGGAUAAUUACUGCAACGACAACCCCGAGACCGACGAGUGCCGUACCUACGAAGACUAGCUUUUCAAUGGAUUAAUACUUCCGUAAUUAGAAGCUUAUUGGUAUCAGUUGUUCAUCAAGAUUUGCUGCUUUUGGUAUCUGUGUCGAUCGUUGGGUUCUUGGAAUGGGUGUUCCACGACAAAUAAAAUUUAUGUUGUUGAAAUUAA
This is a messenger RNA of Zingiber officinale, 569 nucleotides long. Its product is annotated as calvin cycle protein CP12-1, chloroplastic-like. Gene Ontology annotation, biological process: negative regulation of reductive pentose-phosphate cycle. NCBI's taxonomy places the organism in Eukaryota, Viridiplantae, Streptophyta, Magnoliopsida, Zingiberales, Zingiberaceae. Gene Ontology annotation, cellular component: chloroplast. The record is from RefSeq and is a predicted model, not a curated record. Bases 55 to 423 code for a protein of 122 amino acids. The transcript has a single exon.